This is a messenger RNA of Aethalodelphis obliquidens (Pacific white-sided dolphin), 1591 nucleotides long. RefSeq names its product doublesex and mab-3 related transcription factor 3 (gene DMRT3). Gene Ontology annotation, cellular component: nucleus. The coding region runs from base 28 to 1446 and encodes 472 amino acids. Gene Ontology annotation, biological process: regulation of transcription by RNA polymerase II; male sex differentiation. The transcript is spliced from 2 exons. The record is from RefSeq and is a predicted model, not a curated record. Gene Ontology annotation, molecular function: RNA polymerase II cis-regulatory region sequence-specific DNA binding; DNA-binding transcription factor activity, RNA polymerase II-specific; protein binding. NCBI's taxonomy places the organism in Eukaryota, Metazoa, Chordata, Mammalia, Artiodactyla, Delphinidae.
CCGCCAGCUCUUCCGGGAGCCCGGGGCAUGAACGGCUACGGCUCUCCCUACCUGUACAUGGGCGGCCCCGUGUCGCAGCCGCCGCGGGCGCCCUUGCAGCGCACGCCCAAGUGCGCGCGCUGCCGCAACCACGGCGUGCUGUCCUGGCUCAAGGGCCACAAACGCUACUGCCGCUUCAAAGACUGCACCUGUGAGAAGUGCAUCCUUAUCAUCGAGCGGCAGCGGGUCAUGGCGGCGCAGGUGGCGCUGCGCAGGCAGCAGGCCAACGAGAGCCUCGAGAGCCUCAUCCCCGACUCGCUGCGCUCCCUGCCGGGACCCCCGCCGCCGGGAGACGCCACCUCUGCCCCGCCGCCGCCGACCUCGCAGCCGUCUCAGCCACCGCCGCCGCCGCGCCCCGCUGUGGAGUUGGCUGCUGCCGCCGCGCUGCGCUGGGCCGCGGAGCCCCAGCCUGGGGCGCUGCAGGCGCAGCUCGCCAAGCCAGAUUUGACUGAAGAACGACUCGGGGACAGCAGCACAGCAGACACCACUGAGACCUUCAGUGACAAAGACACGGACCAGAGGAGCUCCCCGGACGUGGCCAAAAGUAAGGGCUGCUUCACGCCAGAGAGCCCCGAGAUAGUGUCGGUGGACGAAGGGGGGUAUGCGGUCCAGAAGAACGGAGGCAGCUCCGAGAGCCGACCCGACAGCCCCAAGUACCCCGGGGAGCAGAAUCACCUCCUGAUCGAGGGCCCCUCGGGGACCGUGUCUCUGCCCUUCAGCUUGAAAGCCAACAGACCGCCCCUGGAAGUGUUAAAAAAAAUAUUCCCCAAUCAGAAGCCCACGGUGCUGGAGCUGAUCCUGAAGGGCUGCGGGGGCGACCUGGUGAGUGCCGUGGAGGUCCUGCUCUCCAGCCGCACCUCCAGCUUGGCCGCGGACCGAACUGCGGCAGAGCCCGAGGGCCUGGUGCUGCCCUCCAGCGGGCACAUCUUUGAACACACCUUGAGCUCCUACCCCAUCUCCUCCUCCAAAUGGUCCGUGGGCUCGGCCUUCAGAGUCCCAGACACGUUGAGGUUUUCCGCCGACUCCAGUAACGUGGUCCCCAACCCCCUGGCCGUGCCCCUGCAGCACCCGUUCCCCCAGCCCCCCCGGUACCCUCUGAUGCUGAGGAAUACUUUGGCGAGAAACCAGUCGAGCCCCUUUCUUCCCAACGAUGUCACCCUGUGGAACACCAUGACGUUGCAGCAACAGUACCAGCUGAGGUCCCAGUACGUCAGCCCUUUCCCCACUAACUCUACCAGCGUCUUCAGAAGCUCACCUGUCCUCCCCGCCCGCGUCCCCGAAGACCCUCGGAUACCCAUCCCUGACGAUGGGUGUCCCAUCGUGUCAAAGCAGUCCAUUUACGCCGAGGACGACUAUGACGAGAGGUCUGACUCCUCAGACUCUAGAAUACUCAACACUUCAUCUUAAAGUGCUACCCGAUGGGUGGUGACCAGGUGACAUUGUCUGUGCAUUUGAACCCUGGCCCCCCCUUGAGGAGAGGCCACAUCCUGUGUAUACCUUUUCCUUCUGUUUCACAGAGUGACUGUGCUUGAUUCUAUACCUUAGCAAUAAA